AACUGAUGCAAGAAGGACAACCGGUUAAGUUAGCUCGAGAUUGUUAAGGCGCAGACCUUGGAUCUGCAGGCCAUUCGCCUCAUCUUCCUGUGGGUAGAUUUACCUGAGCAGUUUGCUGCAGCUUUUUUUGCAGCCACACAUGCCGAAUCCAAAAAUGAGCGACUACGACGAGACCACGUCGUUUCUGGGCAACUACGGGUCUUUUCAAAUUCUUAUAAUUGUUCUGCUCGGAUUAAGUGGGCUUCCUUGCGGAUACAUGGGCGUGAUCGUGGUUUUUGUUUCGGAUACACCCGAGCACCACUGUAAAGUGUGGAGCAACUCCACGAUCGACGGCGCGCACGUCGAGCCGCCCUUCCACGAGCGCAGCAGCUGGAUCGGACCUGACAGCUGUUCGCGGUACAAAGUGCGCGCCAACUGGACGGGGCCAGUGGAGCUGGGCAAUGACACGGAGGAGUGUGUGGAUGGUUGGGUCUACAGCACUGAGAGAUACACUGCCACCAUUGUGUCUGAGUGGGAACUGGUGUGUGACAAUGCAUGGAAGGUCCCUUUUUCCACGUCCCUAUAUUUUGUUGGAGGCCUGUUUGGAUCCUUUAUUAGUGGCCACUUCUCAGACCGGUUUGGCAGAAAGCCUGUGUUUUUUUUCACCUUGGUCUUCAUCCCAGUCACUGCCUUGAUCCAGGCCACCUCUGUCAGCUGGGUCAUGUUCUGUAUCUUCAACUGUCUGAAAGGAGUUGUCACGAUAUCCAAUUACCUCACGUCGCUCGUACUGGGGGCCGAGAUGCUGAGUGAGUCUGCCAGGGUGAGCUACACUUUUCUGGGCCAUAGUCUGGGUUUUGGCCUCGGUUAUGCUUUGUUGCCGCUCUUUGCCUACUUCAUACGAGGCUGGAGGAUGCUGCUGGUUGCUUCCGCCAUUCCCGGCCUCCUGAUUGUUCCGACAUGGUGGCUGAUUCCUGAGUCUCCACGUUGGCUUUUGCAGAAAGGUCGGGUGGAGGAGGCUGAGCUCGUCAUACGCAAUGCUGCAAAAAUGAACCGAGUCCCCGUCCCUGAGGUCUUAUUCAAGGCUGGAGAGUGCUCAGAGCUGCAACCUCAAGAUGAAGCCCAGCAGACAUUCACAUAUAUGGACCUGAUACGCACCCGUAACAUGAGGAAUAUUACAAUUCUAGGUGUUUUCAUAUGGAUGUCGGUGGCCAUGGUCUUUUAUGGCCUCGCUCUCAAUACUAGUAACUUGAAUGGAAACAUCUACGUCAACUGCUUCAUCUCUGCAGCCAUCGACAUUGGGAUGUACUUAGCCACUUGGCUGCUGGUGAACCGGGCUCCGAGACCCAUUUUCCUCUUCUCCUCAAUGAUGUUUUGUGGCAUCAUGCUUCUGAUCAUCAAGCUGGUUCCUGAGGACAUGCAUCUCAUGUUUCAGGUGUUGGGCUUGCUGGGGCGGAUGGGCGUGUCUGCUGCUUACAGCUUUAUGUUCAUGUUCUUCACUGAGCUGAUCCCCACUGUCGUCAGGAACAUGGGACUAGGGGUCAACUCCACAGGUGCACGAAUAGGCAACAUCAUUUCUCCAUAUGUGAUUUACUUAGGUGUUUACAGCAAGAUCCUGCCAUAUUUGAUUUUCGGCACAUUCAGCAUCAUGGCUGCUGUUUUUAGCAUAUUGCUGCCGAACACCAGAAACAGCAAACUUCCGGACCUCAUCAGCCAGACCCAACCCAUCAGAAGCUGCCACUGCUGCUGUCCAAAGGAAACAGCUACAGCCCAGGAGCAUACAACUGAAGGCUGUAAGAAAAUGGACAAGAGUGCCACCUGCUGAAGGAAAAUCACAAAGCAAGAGUUGAGUGAUGACAGAAAAAGCCUUCAAAACCAGAAGAGCUCUUAGUAGAGCAGAUAACCUCAGACAAGGCUGAACAAUCCUGCACAUUACUGUUUAGUUCUUAUAGUAGAAAUAUGUAUAUAUAUAUAUAUAUAUAUUAAAUUGGAUCUGCCCCCAAAUCGCUUUAUAAAUGGUACUUAUACUGCUUUACAGUACAGUUUUUGCCAUUCACACUUUCUCUAUUACACAUCACGUCAGCACAGCCAUCAGGGGCCAAUUGGGGUUGAGUAUCUUGCAAAGAAAUUUAAGCAUGCAGAAUGUGGUAGACUGGGAUCAAACCGCAUUUCUGGCAGGAGACGACCCACUCUAUAUCUCCUGAGACACAGCCUCCCUAUCUUCUCCUUCUGCUGUGUAAAAGUAUCGUCCAACCCAUCCUGCUUUGCUGUUCCAUUUGUUUUCUUUAAAAUGCACAAGUCUUCUCACUCCCAACUUCUAUUAUUUAAACUGUGAGGCCAUCACUGGCAUCACGACCUCAGGACCACAGGACACCACUCACCCACUCAACUGACACUUUAAUGUAAUAUCAUCAGGUCACAGGUUCAGGUCGAUAAGAUGUAACAGGUCAAAAGCCUUGUGCGUGCAGCUUAGCAGCACUGAAUAAGACGGCACAUCAUUGUUUGAUCAUGUUUGUGAGAUAUCCUCGGGUGUUAUUGUUGUUAACGUUAUUAAUUAUGUGUAAUGUCUGCUGGGUGUUGCUGUAGCAUUUGGGGACAUGAUACGGAAUUUCCCAUAAAUGAACCAACAACAUCCUGUAAAAAUAGUGUUUCUUAGGUGAUGGUGAAACAUUCUCUUUCCAAACACCACAGAAUAAGCUGAAUUAUUAGAUUUGCUAAAAUUUGUAACUGUUAUGUACAUGGAGAGGUAACUGGGUUGAUUUACCCUUAGGUGCUAUACUUAAUAAACCUUGAACAUCCUG
This is a messenger RNA of Hippoglossus stenolepis (Pacific halibut), 2777 nucleotides long. Its product is annotated as solute carrier family 22 member 5. The record is from RefSeq and is a predicted model, not a curated record. Bases 140 to 1801 code for a protein of 553 amino acids. Gene Ontology annotation, biological process: transmembrane transport. Gene Ontology annotation, molecular function: transmembrane transporter activity. The transcript has 10 exons. Gene Ontology annotation, cellular component: membrane. Lineage: Eukaryota; Metazoa; Chordata; Actinopteri; Pleuronectiformes; Pleuronectidae.